Molecule: messenger RNA, 1624 nt
Organism: Rhipicephalus sanguineus (brown dog tick)
Lineage: Eukaryota; Metazoa; Arthropoda; Arachnida; Ixodida; Ixodidae
Exons: 3
Coding region: 111-1358 (415 amino acids)
Source: RefSeq, a predicted model, not a curated record
AUAAAAGGGCCCGCCGGCUCUCGGUCUGGACACAAGCGAUCUCACCACCGCAGCAGCAGCACCCAGUGUAAUAAGCUCUCAAGCGGCGGCAGCAGCAGCGUUACACAGCCAUGUGGAAGGUCGCAGUUUCCGCACUGUGCUUCGCCGUCCUGGCGAACGCCGGUAACAUUGGAGGUGGAUUUGGCGGCGGCGGCUUCGGUGGUGCCGGUUUUGGUAGAGGCGGUGCCGGUGGUGGCGGUUUCGGCGGACACCACGGUGGUGGCGGCUUCGGUGGUCACCACGGCGGUGGUGGCUUCGGCGGAGGCCUGGGCGGCGCUGGACUCGGUGGUGGACUCGGCGGCGCUGGACUCGGUGGCGGCCUCGGCGGCGGUGGCCUCGGAGGAACGAGCUUCACUGUCCACCACGGAGGUCACCACGGCGGUGGCGCCGGCGGCGGCUACAGAGGUGGAUUCGGCGGUGCAGGCGGACUUGGUGGAGGAUAUGGCGGAGGUCUUGGCGGAGGUCUCGGCGGAGGUCUCGGCGGGGGUCUUGGCGGUGGUUACCUCGGAGGCGCCGGCGGUGCUGGCGGCCGUGGAUACUACGGAGGCGGUGGUGGAGGCGGAGGCUACAGGGGCGGCUACGUCGACGAGACUCCCAAGCCAUACAACUUCGGCUACGCCGCUCAGGGGCCCGACGGUUCCAGCUCACGCCAGGAGGCGGGUGACGGUAGCGGCCGCGUCCAGGGAGUCUACACCAUCAGCACGGAGGGCGGCCAGAGGAAAGUGAAGUACUCUGCCGACGCCGGCGGAUUCCGCGCCAUCGUCGAGACCAACGAGCCCGGAACCGAGAGCGACAGCCCCGCCGACGUGAACCUGGUGUCGUCGCAGCCACCCGCGUCCCAGCUGGCGGCCAAGUACGGACCUACCGGACCUUCUGCGUACGGCGGAGGCCGCGGUGGAUACGGUGGCGGAGCCGGCGGCUACGGCGGCGGCGCGUACCGUGGUGGAGCCGGUGGAUACGGAGGUGGUACUGGCGGCUACGGAGCUGGAGGAUACGGUCUUGGUGGAGGUCUAGGCGGAGGUCUCGGAGCCGGCUUCGGCAAGGGAGGAUUCGGUCGCGGCGCUGGAGGUUUCGGAGGCGGUCUCGGAGGCCUGGGAGGUGGAGCUGGGGCCUUCGGUGGUCAUCACGGCGGCGCCGGUGGUCUCGGAGGAUUCGGAGGCGCUGGUGGCUACGGUGGUGCCGGUGGCUACGGUGGCGCCGGUGGCUACAGAGGAGGUGCCGGUGGAUUCUUGGGCGGAGCCGGCGGAUACCGCGGCGCCGGGGGCGCCGGGAAGUACGGCGGUGGUGCCGGUGGUGCUGGCGGCGGCUGGCAAUGGUGAAAAUGAAGAAGCCCGUAUGUGUCUGUGCUAGACUUUGUGUGCGCGUGCAUGAGGACGUGCUUGCAGUCGUCGUCGUUGUGUCCUUGUCCCCCUACUGUACGUGUACUGUGCUUCGUUCGUGUGCGUGGGAGCGGGGUCAGAGCUUUCGGAGAGCCCCCGCAAGCAGGGUGCUUCACGUCGUGGUGUAUGGAUAAAUGUGGUGUGGUCCUUUUGUUUUGUUCGCUGCGUUUAGGAAAUAAACGUUACUUGUUGACAAAAACAACAAA